AUGUCGCACAGCAGGCAGCUCCAGAAAGCUGCUCGGGUUAUUCUCAUUGGAGCGCCCGGGGUCGGAAAAGGCACGCAGUCUGAGCGUUUGCUUUCUCGAUUUCCGCAGCUGGCCUCUAUUAGCUCCGGAGACCUUCUCAGAGAGAAUGUGCGCCGAAGGACACCUCUUGGUGUUGAAGCUGAGGCUGCAAUGCAGUCUGGCAACCUUGUCCCCGACUCAAUGAUACUCAACCUCAUCUCCUCCGAACUGAAAUCCAAGGGCUGGCUUACCCCAUCGACACAAUCGUCCUCUUCAAUCUCUACAUCAUCCUCAGCUCGCGAAUCCUUAACACUAUCUCCCACCGCUUCUUUUAUCCUCGAUGGAUUCCCUCGUACCGCUCCUCAAGCAACAAGCUUGGAUACCCUCGUUCCCGUCAACUUCGUCCCCUCCGGUCGUGUAUACAACACAGACUUCCAUGCGCCCAAGGUUCCCGGCAAGGACGAUGUCACCGGUGAACCACUCACCCAGCGACAGGACGAUUCCAUCGAUACAUGGAAGCAACGCCUGCGCAAGUUCGAGGAAACAAGCCGAGCCCUGCUUGAGCAUUACGAUCGUCGCGGUUGCCUUUGGCGCGUUGAAGGAAACAGCAGUGACGAGAUUUCACCGCAACUGUUUGCGGAGGUUGAGCGACGGUUCUGCUAG
Messenger RNA from Penicillium malachiteum, 681 nucleotides. RefSeq names its product adenylate kinase ADK2. The record is from RefSeq and is a predicted model, not a curated record. Lineage: Eukaryota; Fungi; Ascomycota; Eurotiomycetes; Eurotiales; Aspergillaceae. The coding region runs from base 1 to 681 and encodes 226 amino acids. The transcript is spliced from 3 exons. Gene Ontology annotation, molecular function: AMP kinase activity; ATP binding. Gene Ontology annotation, cellular component: cytoplasm. Gene Ontology annotation, biological process: nucleobase-containing compound metabolic process.